GAACGAACGAACAAUCGUUCGUGUGGUCAUUCCUUCGCCCAUUUUCUAUCAAUCAGUGAACGAAUAUUCUUUCCUCAAGAAAAGUUCAAAAAUUUCGAAACGAAAUAGUCGCGGUUUGUUUACUUGUUUUGUUAUAAACAAAGUAUUUUUAUAUUGGCUGUAAUGGGUUGGCCAACUGAAAAAUUGCUUCAACUCAUUGAACUAUAUAAAAUGUCGCCAUGUCUUUGGGAUCCGCAAGAUAGAUACUAUAAAAAAAGUGUAAUUAAGGAUAGAGCUUGGCAGAGCAUCAGCACUAAACUGGGCUACAAUCCGGUUGCAACCAAGAAGAAAAUGGAUUCAAUACUUGCCUGCUACCGACGUGAGCGGAAGAAACAUGAACUUGAUGACUAUCAUGUUUCCAAGUGGUUCGGCUAUGAGCCAUUAAAUUUCCUGGCUUACAGAUCACAAGUUAAGAAACCCCAGUCCGAGCACCAUGAUCCUCUGAGCAACAUUAUACAGCGCGACAAAUCACCCAGCCAGCUGCUACAACAACAACCCAGCUACGACGAUUCCUUUGAGCCCAAGCAAAGUAAAGUGCACAUCGAAGAAACUGAAGUGGUUUCAGACACAGAAAAAGAAAGUAGCCGCUGUCGCCGAAAUAACAAAAAUAGUCUCGAGAGCAACAGACGAGACGUCAGUGAUGUCUUUGGCGAAUAUGUGGCAACAAAGCAUCGAAAGUAUAGUGAACAUGUCAAGAAUGUCAUAGAGCAUCAAAUUGCACAAAUUUUAUUUGAUGCAGAUAUGGGAACCUAUAAUCCUGGAACAACAACAACGAUUACAAUUUCCGGAAGAGCGCCACCUAUUGACACUGAGGCAGAAGGAUCGGAAGAUUUUAUCAAUGCAAAUUAAAUUAAUAAAGGAAGUUUUAAGUUUUAAUAUUA
Molecule: messenger RNA, 920 nt
Organism: Rhagoletis zephyria (snowberry fruit fly)
Lineage: Eukaryota; Metazoa; Arthropoda; Insecta; Diptera; Tephritidae
Source: RefSeq, a predicted model, not a curated record